UUCUUCAGAUUUGUAAACGAGAAUGAUCGCAGCUGGAUGCGUUAUAGUUUUUCUUUAUAAACGUUAGUUGUGUGUGGUGGAAGGUAAUAUUGAUUUGCUCAUGACAUGUUAAGUGCAAAAAGUUAUCAAAUAUUAAAUUUAUUUCUUCAAAAUGGGUAUUUUGUUGGCAAAAUUAUGGAGUUUAUUUUCUAACGAAGAGCACAAGGUUGUUAUUGUAGGUCUUGACAAUGCUGGAAAAACAACAAUCCUUUAUCAGUUUUUAAUGGAUGAAGUUGUACAUACAUCUCCAACAAUUGGAAGUAAUGUAGAAGAAGUUGUAUGGAAAAAUGUGCAUUUUAUAAUGUGGGAUUUAGGUGGUCAAGAUUCAUUGAGAGCUGCAUGGAACACAUAUUAUAGCAAUACAGAGUUCCUUAUUGUGGUAGUGGAUAGCACAGAUCGAGAAAGGUUGUCAAUUACUAAAGAAGAACUAUGGCGAAUGCUAUCUCAUGAAGAUUUAACCAAAUCUGCUGUGUUAAUAUUUGCUAAUAAGCAAGACAUAAAAGGCUGCAUGACUCCUGCUGAAAUAUCGGAGCAGUUGAAUUUAACUUCUUUAAAGAAACACAGAUGGCAUAUCCAAGCUUGCUGUGCACUUUCUGGUGAAGGAUUAUAUCAAGGACUUGAAUGGAUUUACUCAAAUUUAAAGAAUCGUAAAUGACGUAUACUUGAUACUAGUGCCUAAAAGUUCUUCCAGUGUAUGGAUGUUUAAAAAGAGAGGUAAUAUGCGUAAUGUGAGAAGAAAUUUAGUCAGAAUCUUUGAAUUUUAAAAGGAUGUGUCUAAAAUAUGUGCAGAAAAUUUAAAGAAGCAGAUGAAUUAUUUUAUUGCAAGUUUUAUUUCCUUCUACACAUUUCAAGAGGGUUCUUUAUUGAUAAUUUUUCAACCAAUGGCUUAUUUUUAUGUGGGGGAAAAAGGUAGCAUUUUACUCAAACCUAUGCUGUGUAUUAUGAAAAACUCUGUGUAAAAUUCCAAAGGAUUUCUUUUGUCUUCUAAUUCUGAACUUGAAAAAAAAACUUCUGUCUGUGUUUAUGCAUUACAUUUUCAAAAUAUUUCAACUUUGUGUGUUUUCAAUAGUAAGUUUCUGUAAAGCUUUUUAAUGUUUAGCCUUUUUAAAAAAAUUUUGCAUUACAACUGGAAUCAUUAAUGUAAUCUAGAAUCCAAACAACUUCAUAAGUUGCCAUUUCAUGUCUUGAAAUGUUUCUAAUUAUUUAAUUAUAUCAUUAUAAAAUUAAUUUGAGAAUUUUGUUUGUGAAUAUAUAAUAGUUAAUGAAAGUGACUAAGGAAACAAGCAGUUGGAUUGUUAAACAUAAAUGUGAUAUUUUAUCAUUUUUUUUUAAGAAAAUAUAAUUAUUUUGCUUAAGGAAGUGCUAAAUAAAAUUAUUUGUUUAUCAAUUUAAGGUAUUAAACUUUGUAGAUAUAAGAUUUUAUUUAAAAAUAGUUAUUCAAAUUUAAAUUUGAAUUAAUUGUAUUUGUGUUUCAGAAGAUUAAGCUUUAGUUUACUAUAAAUAGGGGAUAAUUAUCUUCUUGGAUCUUUUUUGAAAAUAUUUAAAAAAAAAAAAAAGAUGUAUUGAAAUGAUUUGAAGAAUGUUCUUUGGAAUUACACCAGUAAAAGUAUUUUCUUGAAAAAGAAUCUGUUUUACUAUAAUCCCUUAAAAAGGCAAAUUUAAUUAUGAUUUUCAUCAUCUCACAAGUCAUGGUCAUUUGUCUCAUGCUCGUGGGAAAAAAGAAUUUUCAUCAUCAUUCAUACCAUCUAUGUACAGUGAAAUCACUCAUAGCAACUAUAUCCUUACGAGAUUCACAGCUGAAAAUGAUCCUUAGUUUGUGAACAUGAUUAAUGAUACUAAGCAUUAUCAAUAAUCAUAUUCAUUAAAGCUACUAUAACAAAAACCCAAAAUGAUCUGAAAUUGUGGGUGAUCAUCAAUGGGAGAUUUCACUGCAUCUCGAAAUAUUAUCAAUUUAUUACAAAUUGUAUUUAAUUAAUCUGUAUAUACUAUUUUUAAUUUCUUAUAUGUUUGUUUAUAUAUGGAAUUAGGCACUUGAAUGAAUGUGAUGUAACAUUUCUGGCAUUAAGCAUUUAUAUUUAUGCUAGAAACAUUGCGCCUAUUUUCAAACUAUGAAAUACUGUAAAAUAUUUAUGCCUAUAUAUGUAUAGAUAUUCAGUCUGUUAAAAUGUAAGACUUUUUAUAUACACAAGGUAUUAGAACAUGUAUCAGAUGCUGUUAUGUAUAUUAAUUUGCUGAAGUUUUCUCUGUUAAUAAUCUAUGGGAAAAAAAAAAUUCUCUCCUGCAGCUGUUUCUGAACAUGAUAUGUUUAUUUCAAGAUGUUUGAGUUCAAGUAAAAUAUUCCUAGUGGCAACCACAUUAUCCAGAUUAUUAAAGUAACAUGUAUUUCCUCCUAUAGAAAUGUAAUUAACUAGCUUUGAGAGAUACAAUCUGUUCUAUGUUUUGAGAAGCAAAUUAUCUUCUGCUAACAUGCAUUGCUCAAUUUGGAGUAAAUCAUUUCUUAUUUAUUGUCUAGAAAAUUGGUUAAUUAACCUAAUAUUUAAAAUUUAAUAUGGGGGCAAUUUAAGCACUGAAAUUUGAAAUUGCAUUGGUAAAUACUUUUGAUCAAGGUAUAUCAUGUGGCACUAAAAAAUCUUUUAAUUGCAGUAAUGAUGCAAGUGUUCAUAAUUAUCUAUUAGAUAUUUUAUAACUAUAUUCAAAAUUAUCAAUUAGAUAACUUACUAAAAGGGAAAGUAAAUUAUUCAAUUAUUAAAGUAAGCUAUUAAGGAAACUUGCUAUUCACCAGUUGGUGGCAGAUAAAUCGAUCUUAUGGCUCUUGCAGUAAUAACACUUCCUGGAGUAUAUAUAGGAUGUAUUUUAGGAUAGGGCAAUUAUUGUAAUAUCACAGCUAAAAACAUUUGGUAACACUCUAUUAAAGGUGUUUCUGACAGAAAAGUAAUUGAAUCGUAUAGACAGGAAAAGAAUUGAAGAAUAUGAGGAUAAAUAUAAAGGGUUAUAAUAUGAAGGAAUUUUUAUUUUUUAAACAUGACCUUAAUCAUGUCUUAACUUCGUAUAUUAAAAGUUUUAGGAAAUGCAUUAUAAAUGGAGCUUUUUAUGCAAGCUGGAAUAUUUCAUUGUGCAUUUAUUGGUUCACUUAAAAACUGUGCAUUUUAAAUGCAAAUUUCAAGUAUCUGACCAGUCACAUUAUUCUUGUUUUAAAACCUACUUGUGCACUUUUUAUGGAUACUCAUGUUGUAAAUACUGCAGAAUUUUCAUGAUUGUAUUAAGUUCUUUAAAUAAAAUCUUAAAUAUAUAUAUUAUAUAUAUUUAUUUUAUAUUCAUUUAAUAUUUUAUAUUUGCUCAAUCAUUCAAAAUGGCUUUGUGAUUCACAAAGUGCUUUUCAUAAUGUACUUUUUAAAACUUUACUAUUGUUUUUUUGUUUUCAUUUUUAUAUUUAUUUCACUUUAGAGUAAUUGAAAUUAGUAUGUGUUUCUUUAUGGUAUGUUUUCAACUAUAUCAUAUUGUUGAUGUAAUAAGAAAAGUGAUUUAUUUAUAUUGAACUUUGUAGUUUAAGUAAGUGUACUCUGAUAACUAAUAUGUAAGUUUUUCAUAUGUAAUAUAAGACUGAAAAGGGAUUUAAAAAAAAAGGAAAUUUGUAUUAAUUUCUAAGGCUAUUAAACUAUUAAUAUAAUACACUUAAAAUUUUUUAAAAAUGUCAAAUUUUAAAACACAAUUUUAAAUGCUUUUUGAAUUUUGUCUAGUAAUAUAUGAUUUUUAUUUAGAAUUAAUUAAAUAUUUUAACUAUAAUGUAUUUUUUAUUCAUUGAACUCCCUGUUAUCCAUCCAACAUGCAUAAAAAUGCAUAGGUAAAUGGAAAAUGUGUAUAAUUUAAAAAUGAUCCUGUAAAAUUGUAAUUAGUGCAUCAGUGCCAUAAAGAAUUAACUUUUUUUAAAUUAAUGGUAUAAGUAUGUUUAAAUCAAAAUUCAAUUAAAGUAAAAAUAAAAUUUUCUGUCCCCUUCUCCAGGAAGGUCCAUUAGAUUCCUUUUUCUAAAUAACAUGUUGACAUUUUUUCAGAUAACGUAACGGCCAUCAUGAAAGAAAUUAGUGAUGCUAAAUUUGAACUUAUUUUAUUUGCUCAUAUAAUCUGACAUCUUAUCUAUAUAAUUUAUUGCCACACCAUGACAACCCUUUCUUACUUUUUUACUUUCAUCUUUUAGCUAUUUUGCUGGCUUCUGUUACUGCAUCAAAAAUAUUUUUUAUCAGUAUCAUUUUGUAGCUUUACUUAUUCUUUUCUCAGUCUUUACUUUUAGCUUUUCUUCAUAUAUAUUUUUAAAUUCCGGAACACUAAGACCCGGUGCUGUUACUGUUUUAUUAUCUAAAAUUUUCUACUUUUAGAUUAUCAAGUAUCAAUUUUUCGUAAUCGGGAAUUAAUGUUAAGCUUUGAACUUUUCUAAGCCUUAACAUUGAGAAUCAGUGUAUUAAAAAUCGUGAGUUUCUUCAAAAGAAAAGACAAACUGUACCUUGUCUUAAAAUUCUAGUCUGAGAACGUUUCUGAGAAAUAAAUAUUUCAUGCAUAGAUAAUGAGGAGUUUGCUGUAUUAAGGCUAUCAGCCCAGUUUUUCUGGUUCUAGAUUAAAUACCAAAUUCAAAAUUAUGAGCUUUGUGAAAAUUGAAUAUGAAGGAACAGCUAUGCAUAGCUAUUUCUUCAUAUUCAAUAACAGCUAUGCAUAGCUAUUUCUGCAUUCCUUAAUUUUUUGUUACGAUCAAUUUUAGAAAUUGUGUUACUUUUGAAAAAAAAAAAAUUAAAUCCCUUGUACUAGUUUCUCAUUUUUAUAAACAUUCGUAUGGAUUUAUUCUACCAGUUUGUAAUUUUUUUUUUAUAAAAGAAUGCAAUUGAAUAAUAGCAUAGAUUUUCCUACAUUAAAGGUAUGGCAAUGAUAUGUAAGUCAGACACCUUAAAUAAUGUUAAAAAUACGUAGUUCUCAUUAUAUAUAUAAAAAAUUGCUCAUUGUAUUCAUAUUCCCAGAAUUUGAUUGCGUAAUUCUAUUAAAUGAUUUCAUAAGUAAAGUUUUGCUGUUAUGUUGUCAUCUUAUUUUGUGUAUGUAUAUAUUGUAUUCUGUAUUGUUUUUCAAAUAAAAAUUCAUUUUGUAUGAA
Molecule: messenger RNA, 5167 nt
Organism: Stegodyphus dumicola
Lineage: Eukaryota; Metazoa; Arthropoda; Arachnida; Araneae; Eresidae
Gene: Arl5
Product: ADP-ribosylation factor-like 5
Molecular function (GO): GTPase activity; GTP binding
Source: RefSeq, a predicted model, not a curated record